AUGGGACAGUCAGAUGAGGAGUUUGAGGGACUGCAUGAGGGGCUGGGGUCCAGGGAGAUGAUGGGGCCCCGCGAGGGGCCUGGGGUCUCAGAGAGAGAAGGGAACUCUUGGAAGGGGAGAAGGGAACUCUUGGAAGGGGACAAGGGUUCGCAGUCCUGCAGGGGUCUGAAAUCUGCAGAGCCAGCCCUCAGGGCGGGCGGGCGCCCCCCCACUCGUGUCACCCCCGCCCCCCAACUGCGGCGCAGGCGCCAACCCAACCAGCUUCUGCUCUGCUCGCCUUCCCGCUCCCGCUCGGCGGAGACUGCGGACAGAGAGGGACCCAGGAUGCCAAGCUGUGACCAUCCCUGUGGCUGCAGCCGAGGCCCCGAUGUGGAAGACGGCAAGUGGUAUGGGGUCCGCUCCUAUCUGCACCUCUUCUACGAAGACUGUGCAGGUACCACCCUCAGUGAUGACCCUGAGGGGCCUCCCGUACUGUGUCCUCACCAACCUUGGCCCUCACUUUGCUGGAAGAUCAGCUUAUCCUCUGGUACCCUGCUUCUGCUGCUGGGUGUGGCAGCCCUGACCACAGGCUAUGCAGUGCCCCCCAAGAUGGAGGGCAUCGGAGAAGGCGAGUUCCUGGUGUUGGAUCAGCGGGCAGCUGACUACAACAGGGCCCUGGGCACCUGCCGCCUGGCGGGCACAGUGCUCUGUGGGGCAGCCGGGAUCCUGCUGGCCAUCUGCAUGUUCUGGGCCAUGACUGGCUGGCUGAACCAGGACACCAAGGCAGAACCCUUGGACACUGAAGCUGAUGGCCACGUGGAGGUCUUCGGGGAUGAGCUGGAGCAGCAGUUGUCCCCCAUCUUCCACGAUGCCAGUGGCCGGUCUUGGUUCUCAACACCUGCCAGCCACUUUGGGCAAUCCUCUGUGCAGACCAUCCAGCCCAAGCGGGACUUUUGA
Molecule: messenger RNA, 936 nt
Organism: Hippopotamus amphibius kiboko
Lineage: Eukaryota; Metazoa; Chordata; Mammalia; Artiodactyla; Hippopotamidae
Gene: NRSN2
Product: neurensin 2
Biological process (GO): nervous system development
Cellular component (GO): neuron projection; neuronal cell body; transport vesicle
Source: RefSeq, a predicted model, not a curated record